Messenger RNA from Scedosporium apiospermum, 1842 nucleotides. RefSeq lists its product as uncharacterized. NCBI's taxonomy places the organism in Eukaryota, Fungi, Ascomycota, Sordariomycetes, Microascales, Microascaceae. The transcript is spliced from 3 exons. The record is from RefSeq and is a predicted model, not a curated record. The coding region runs from base 1 to 1842 and encodes 613 amino acids.
AUGACUCCCAACACUAAUGCCUCCGAGUCCUCCAGACUCGAGAUAUUCGGCUUCGGACGCGAUGUGGAUAGCGCAUAUCCCCACGCCAAAUUCCCCUCGGGGUGGGCGAGCCAAGGCGUCACGCUGCGAGAGAAGCGGAUGCUGGCAUUCAUCGACAGCAUCACCGAUAAGCCAGACUGGGAAACCAAGGUCUUUGACGAGGCAAUUGUCAAGAAGUGGCGUGAGGAAGCAAAUGUGUCCCCUGAACAUCUAAACGGGGACAUUUUGCUUUCGGAGAAGAUGUUUGACUUUUGUAUCAGGGAAUUGCGGGAGAAGGCCGCUAUCUUUAAGGCCACUGGUCGAGUCAAUAUUUACGAUGCAGAGAUCACAAUCGUGAAAUCCGACACCGCCGUUCCCACAGCUCUCAGGGAUGAUCUCAUCGAGGGUGUAAAGGUGCUUGAGAAUGUUCCUGAGCACAAGAAGGACUGGCACCCCGGGUCUGACAACAAAGUUCUCGAUCUCUUGCACCCAUCUCUGUUCCCCGUUGUUUUCGGGCUCACAAAGGCCCUUCCCCAUGAAAAGGUACCCUUGGAGGGAUGCAUCAGUUAUACCGGAAAGGGCGAGCCUACGCAGUCCUACAUGCCUACGCGAAUGGACUUGCCACCGUACGGUAGCUUUCAAUGGCUGCCUACCGAUGUUCAGCUGACGGACUCUGGCGCUGAGCUCCUUGGCUACAUCAAUAAUCUACACCCCGAACAGCACCAGGACCUUUUCAAAACUCUUGAACGCAUGGUCGACGUUGCUGUCCCGCUGUGGGAUGAGUGCCUUAGUGGCUACUACAACAGAAUGAGAAUCGUCCUCGGCGCCACGGGUGAGGAUGAUUACACGUUCCCAGAGGGCCUAAAGUAUCGAAUCCCCGGAAGGGACGAACCCAAAUGUUGGUAUGACCCAGUCAAAGACACUGUCGGGGUUGCUGGAGACGACAAGAAGGAACAGAAAGGUGAAAAGGCAGAAGACAAUGACGAAGAUGACGAAGGCGACGAAGACGACGAAGACGACGACGACUGGAGAUGGGAGGACGACUUUAGAGAUUGGAAGGAAGAGCACCGCGUCCUUGUCUACAGGGAACCCCGAGAUUACAUCUCGCAAGCCGAUCUUGUAUCGAAGAGUGGUUCUGGCAUCAACUUGAAGCAAGACUACGAGAAGGGAAUCCAAGUCAUCUUUAAGCUCGCCAAUAUCCACCUAACGCCCGAGAAGCCCGUAUAUGAGGGCGGUACAUGGCAUGUCGAGGGUGCGCUGAACGAAGGAAUCUGCGCCACGGCCAUCUACUAUUAUGACCAGGAGAACAUCACCGACAGCCACCUCGCCUUCCGCCAGGCCAUCGACGCCGAAGAUGUCAUUAUGCUGCCCGACCAGAACGAGUACGAUAGCAUCCAGGAGUUUCUAGGUGUUGAGCAGGAUGGACCCGCCAUCCAGGAACUCGGAAAGGUCCUCACUCGCGAGGGCCGUUUCCUUGUCUUCCCCAACUCUAUGCAGCACCAAGUUCAACCAUUCUCGCUGAAGGAUAAGUCAAAGCCGGGCCAUCGCAAGAUCCUGGUCAUGUUCCUCAUCGAUCCCCAGCGUCGCGUCCUUUCGACAAGCAACGUCCCUCCGCAGCGUCGGGAUUGGUGGGCGGACGAGGUCCGGAAACAGCAGUCCCUUGUGAAGCUGCCGGCCGAGCUCUUCGACCACACCGUUGACAUGGUGGAUGACUUUCCCAUUUCUUGGGAACAGGCUCUGGAGAUUCGGAAGAAGCUUAUGGAGGAGCGAUCGGCCAGUACUAAGCUCGCUAAUGAGAAGAUGCUCGAAGUUAGAAACCUUUAG